Racocetra fulgida is the source of this 1611-nucleotide messenger RNA. Lineage: Eukaryota; Fungi; Glomeromycota; Glomeromycetes; Diversisporales; Gigasporaceae. The record is from the annotation of a GenBank genome assembly.
AUGACCAAUUCACUUGAUAUUCUCACUAUCAACACCAUUCGUACUCUUGCUGCUGAUGUCGUGCGUAAAGCCAACUCAGGACAUCCAGAUCGUUUCGUAUUGUCCAAUGGACACGCGUGUGCAUUGCAAUACAUUUUACUUCACAUACUCGGAUACGAUCUCACCAUGGAUGACUUGAAACAAUUUCGUCAAACUGAUAGCAAAACUCCGGGGCAUCCGGAGUCUCAUCUCACACCGGGUAUAGAAGUAUCUACAGGUCCUCUUGGCCAAGCUGAUGGUGAUAAUGAUUUAGAUGGGAUUGCCGCUGCUAUUGAAAAAGCCAAGAAGGUAACAGACAAACCAUCCAUCAUAAAAGUCAAGACAAUUAUUGGUAUUGGGUCCAAACACCAAGGUAGCGAAAAGGUUCAUGGUAGUCCCUUGGCUCCGGAUGAUAUUGUUGAAGUCAAGAAAAAAUAUGGCUUCAAUCCUGAACAAUUCUUCCACGUACCGAAUGAGGUUUACGAAUACUGUAAACAUUUUCGUGAAAGAGGAGCUAAAGCAGAAGCAGAAUGGAAACAACUUUUGGAAAAGUAUUGUAUAGAAUAUCCUGAAUUGGGUAGUGAAAUAAAACGUAGGUUCUCCAAUAAAUUACCAGACAAUUGGACUGAUCAUUUACCUCGCUACACCCCCUCCGAUCCUCCCGUUGCCACUAGAAAAUCAUCAGAGACAGUCUUGAAUAAAAUUGCUGAUGUGCUUCCAGAGCUCUUUGGUGGCUCUGCAGAUCUAACACCUUCUAAUUUAACACGAUGGAAAACUGCUAUUGAAUUUCAACCAGAGUCUGGGGGAUUGGGUACAUAUAGUGGACGGUAUGUAAGAUUUGGGGUUCGUGAACAUGGCAUGGCUGCUACUCUGAAUGGCCUUGCUUCCUAUGGAGGUAUAAUUCCAUUUGGAGCAUCAUUCUUGAACUUUAUUAGCUAUGGUUUGGGUGCUGUUCGUCUAUCGGCGCUUUCGUGUUUUCGCGCAAUUUAUAUAAUGACUCAUGAUUCCAUCGGUUUAGGGGAAGAUGGGCCAACUCAUCAACCCAUUGAAACCGCAGCUAGUCUCCGUGCAUUGCCAAACAUUCUAUUUUUUAGACCUGCUGAUGGAAAUGAGGUUUCUGGUGUAUAUGCUGCUGCGAUCCAGAACACUGAACGCCCUUCAGUGAUUGCUCUUUCACGUCAAAAUGUCCCUAAUUUAGAAGGUUCUUCAGUUGAAAAGACACUCAAAGGAGGAUAUGUAUUGAAAGAAGCUGAUGGAGCGCAAAUCAUCUUAGUGGGAACUGGUACAGAAGUUUCAAUCGCUGUUGAUGCAGCCAAUUUAUUAGAAAAAGACUGUAUUAAGGCGCGUGUUGUGUCUCUACCAUCCUUUGAACUUUUUGAAGAACAAAGUUUGGAGUAUCGAUUGUCUGUCUUCCCCGAUGGCAUCCCUGUUUUAAGUAUUGAGGCACUUUCUAUUUUCGGUUGGUCUAAGUAUGCACAUGCAAAUUUAGGAAUGAGAUCUUUUGGCUCUUCCGGUCCUUACAAAGAAUUGUAUAAAAAAUAUGGAUUUACUCCUGAGAAUACUGCGGCUAAGGCCAAGGAGGUCAAAUCGUGA